GGCGUUUCCAUUACAUAAUGCUAGUCUCGGACGAAUAGAGUUAGAAGAAAGAGGAUAGAAGACGGAGGUUGAUCCAGGUUCGGCUGGAAGAGGUGGAGGAAGCGUAUAGAAUGGCCUUUCAGCAUCAACCUGGCACCGCUAUGGAAUGCCUCAGUAUUCCAAUUAAGCUUGCUAAAGAACCAGGAUUAGAUUCAGAAGGACGAGAAGUUCUAAAGUGUGGGUUUAAAAUAGGUGGAGGAAUUGACCAAGAUUUUCGUAAAAGUCCUCAAGGUUAUACAGAUAAUGGUAUUUAUGUUACUGAGGUUACAGAAGAUAGUCCAGCUGGAAAAUGUGGCUUAAAAGUUCAUGACAAAAUUUUACAGGUAAAUGGAUACGAUUUUACAAUGGUUACACAUAAGAAGGCAGUAGAAUACAUCAAAAAGCAUUCUGUUUUAAGUAUGCUAGUGGCAAGGAAGGGGGUAACUCAUUCCUGAAUUUAAUAAUGAAAUUUUCUAUAAAAUUGCCACUAGCUGGCUAGUGACAUUUUUCUGUUCUAUUUGUAAAUUUUGAUUUCUUGUAUUUGUGAAAUGCUGGCACAAUCUCAUAUUUCAUUCCAAUCAUAUUGCAAUCAAAAACUUUACUAAUAAUUAAUAAAAAUUUUAAUUAUUGGGACCAUCACUUUCUAUUGAACAAUUUCUGCACUUUAAAAUCCCAAUUUAUAUAGAAAGUACAAAGAAAUCAAAGCAACUUUGUCUUGUGUUUUAUUAUCGUGAUUGAUUUAUAUAAAAUAAUUUAUACAAUUAAGGCAAUACUUAAAAUGCGAUGUUAUCUUGUCAAACUAUAUUUAAUUGUGAAUAUUUAUACUAUAUAUACAUUGAACUUUAUCCAUUACAAAGAUUAUAAGUUUUGGAGUUAAAAUUUUUUAUUUUAUCAGAAACAAUGUGAAAAUUUACAAAUUUUAAUGAGUGCCAAGUAAAUAGUAAAGAUUGAUUUUUAUUUAGAAGGAAGUGUGUUUAUACAUCAGAAGCAAAUCCUACCUAUUUUAUUCUUCUGGUGGGUAACUAGUCCUAUGUUGGUGAUUGUUAAUGUUGUUGUUAUAUAAAUCAUAUUCCAUUUUAAGUAUAAAUGUAUCAUCAAUUUGAAUUUGUGGUUUUGCAGAAAUUUCAUAAGAUUAUUCUUUUGGAUAUAAAUAAAUAAAUAUUGGUAAUAAUAUAACUGGUGUUAUAAAUUAAAUUAGAAAUGCAUUUAUAUCUGGUGUUAACUUUGCUUUAAUGUCAAUAAAUUUACAGUAUUAAUUAAUGUUUGUUUGUAUUGAAUGAAUUUUAAUGUACUGUGUAUUAAACUUGUCCACUUUGGAACCAUAAUAAAAUUGUUUUGAAAUUUAAA
Centruroides sculpturatus (bark scorpion) is the source of this 1365-nucleotide messenger RNA. RefSeq lists its product as uncharacterized. The record is from RefSeq and is a predicted model, not a curated record. The coding region runs from base 111 to 473 and encodes 120 amino acids. Gene Ontology annotation, biological process: neurotransmitter receptor transport, endosome to postsynaptic membrane; neurotransmitter receptor transport postsynaptic membrane to endosome. Gene Ontology annotation, molecular function: protein binding. NCBI's taxonomy places the organism in Eukaryota, Metazoa, Arthropoda, Arachnida, Scorpiones, Buthidae. The transcript has 4 exons. Gene Ontology annotation, cellular component: adherens junction; postsynaptic membrane; postsynaptic density.